UCUCUCCAGAUCAUUCCCUCUCUCAGUUUUGGACGACCUUCUUCUCCCUCCAAAGGUGUUUGUACGUUAAUUACUUGUUGAGUGCUGUACCGUAUUGUUGGUAAUCCUUAUUAAUUGAUAAGGUGUUGAAUCUUUUGAUAAUCACCCGUAGACAUACGUGUUUCCAAGUACAGCAUUCUCUUAGUAUACAUAGAGGUCAUACAUAUAGAGAAGAAGGUCUGAGUUCAAGCAAGAUACACGCGCGAAUAAUUAAAUGGCACCUGUAUCAUUGCCUCCUGGUUUCCGAUUUCACCCAACAGACGAGGAACUCGUUGCUUAUUAUCUAAAAAGAAAGAUUAAUGGGCGGAAAAUCGAAUUAGAAAUCAUCCCCGAAGUCGAUCUCUACAAAUGUGAGCCAUGGGAGUUACCAGAGAAGUCAUUCUUGCCAAGCAAAGAUCUUGAGUUGUUCUUUUUUAGCCCUCGAGAUCGGAAGUACCCUAAUGGGUCUCGAACUAACAGAGCAACUCAAGCUGGUUAUUGGAAAGCCACUGGUAAAGAUCGAAAAGUCAAUUCCCAAACGCGUGCAGUGGGGAUGAAGAAAACCUUAGUCUACUAUAGAGGAAGGGCACCUCAUGGUACCAGGACUGAUUGGGUUAUGCAUGAAUAUCGACUCGAUGAGAGAGAAUGUGAAACUGCGUCGGGGCUACAGGAUGCCUACGCUUUGUGUCGUAUAUUUAAGAAGAGUGCAGUAGGACCUAAAACAGGGGAGCAAUACACUACUUCUCGAAGUGUUAACCCUAAUUGUAACCAACAGUGGACAUCUGACCAUCAGCAUGCUCAUUCAUCUACCAUUGAAUUGUCCUCAGAAGGAAGGGCUUCAGAUUUCGAGAGCUCUGGUUAUCCUUUUCCAUCAGAAACAUGCUCACAAAAUGUGGCUCGAGGAAUGUCAACAUCAUCAUCAUUCGAUUUUGAUGGCUUGUCUAGAGAUGGUAAAUGGAUGCAGUAUUUGGGAGACGAUGGAUUUGGAGCCACAACCCCAGCAUUUGCUAACCACGGGCAAAUGCCCUAUCUUCCAUCAAAGGUUGAUAUAGCGUUAGAGUGCGCAAGGUUACAGCAUAGACUAUCAUUGCCUCCAUUGCAAGUGGAUGACUUCCCCGAAUUCGACUUCACAGACUCAAAAUCGCAGCAACAACAAUGCGCGGUACCAUAUAGGCAAAACACCACUGGACCAGAUAUUUUACAAGAGAUACUUUCAGUUGCUAGUGCAUCUCAAGAAUUGAUAGACGGACCAAAUAGUUACAAAGAAACAUGGGCUGGCAAUUAUUCUAGUUACUUGGAUGAGUUUGUCAUGUCUUUACCGGAAAUAGGACAAAUAGAUCAAGAUCAUUGCUUAGUCGGUGAUAUAAGUUCCUCCAUAGCCAUAAAUAAUCCUUGGGGAGUAGAACGCGGUAGGUUUAUUGAUAUCAACGAUUUAGAGGAAGAAUUCAAGACUGACAGUCUCACUGACAGUAGGAUGGUAGAAAAUCUGAGAGGGGUUGGAAUGUCACCCAAAGAUCUCGAGAAGACAAUGCUGGAAGAACACAAGAUGGUUCCAAUUGAGAAUGUCUCCGGUUUCCAAAGAAGAGAGGGAGAAGACGUGAUAGGAGAUACUAAUAAUAACUUCGACCAAUGUAACGAAGAGAACUCAAAUGAUUUCUCGAAUCCUGAAAAUAAUGGAAUCACUUCGGAAAGGGGGACAACGGAUGAUUUUUUGAGUAUGCCAACUUUUGAAGUUUACGAGAAAAUUGAAUUUAAGCAUGGAAUGUUUGUUUCAAGUCAUCAGGUAGCUGAUACAUUCUAUCAUCAGAUGGAGCCCUCCAAGACUGUUACGGUUCAUCUUAAUCAGGUAACGUCGCAUGAUUUCCCAAUUAUGAAACCAAAAGCGAACAUCUCGACAAGAGUUAAAAAUCGAAGUUCAUCAUCUAAUCUUGGGAAUUCUAAGGUCAUGGGGUUAACCCAAGAUUCAGAUAAACCGACAUGCACGUUUUCUGACUUAUUAUCCAUAUCAAUGAAAGUUGUCAUCCAUAUAGUUGCACUUCUAUUGACAACUUGUAUGUAUGAGGAACAUCAUUCCAAUGAUGCAACAAUGCUGAGAGAUGAGUUUUCAACCAGUUGCAAACUUGUGAUCCAAAAUAGAGAUGAUGAGCAAGAAUACUGCAGUAGUCUUCGACAGAGAGAGAAGGUCAUGACACUAACGGUUGGAAGUAGUCAUUAUAUUUCAUGUAACACUACUGAUGAUCAGAAGAGUGGUGUUUGCGUUACUGACGUUGGGGAAGGAUACAAUGCAAGUGUACUUUUUAACAAGAAAUGGUCCUUCUUUGCAACUGCUUUAGCUAUCAUUGCAUUAGGGUUUCAUCAUACGACAUGUUUCCCUUGACAGCAUAUUACUACCAAGGAUUUCAUCACUUCUUUGUUACAUAUUGUACUAUACACAUACAUAGGAGAAGGCACUUCGUAUCCAUCCAUAUCAAGAUGAAGGAUGUUAUAUAUCUUAGUGUAUAACCCUUAACUGUAAUAUUGCUUCAUUGAUAUAUAUAUAUAUCAACAGAGACAUAACUACAAUGUAACCAAGAUAGUACAUGUAAUGGUUUUGG
Molecule: messenger RNA, 2612 nt
Organism: Papaver somniferum (opium poppy)
Lineage: Eukaryota; Viridiplantae; Streptophyta; Magnoliopsida; Ranunculales; Papaveraceae
Product: NAC domain-containing protein 86-like
Exons: 7
Coding region: 254-2395 (713 amino acids)
Biological process (GO): regulation of DNA-templated transcription
Molecular function (GO): DNA binding
Source: RefSeq, a predicted model, not a curated record